UUUUUUUUUUCUUUUCUUUCUUUCUGUUUUUUUCUUUACUUUUUAUUAUUUUACCUUUCCCCCUUUUUUUUUACAUAUAAAUAAAUAAAGAAAGAAUGGGAGCUUUAUGUUGUAAACUAGAUGAAAUAGAUGCUUCUCAAGGUCCUGAACUUGAACAUUUUCAUUUAUUAAAAAUGAUUGGACAAGGAACGUUUGGCAAAGUGAGAAUAGUUCAACAUAAACAAACUAAAAAGAAAUACGCUUUAAAAUACAUGGAUAAAUCAAAAUGUAUUCAACAAAGAGCUGUUCAUAAUAUUCUAUUUGAACGUGAUUUAUUAGAAUGUAUAGAGUAUCCAUUCAUAACGAAUAUGAGAUACACAUUCCAAGAUGAUGAAACACUUUUUAUGGCUCUAGACCUUAUGUUAGGUGGUGAUUUACGUCAGGGAUUAAAUAAACAACAUUUAUUUAAUGAGCUUCAGGUGAGACAUCAUGUAGCUACUAUCGCUUUGUCUUUACAUUAUCUUCAUAAGCAACAUAUUGUGCACAGAGAUGUGAAACCCGAUAAUAUUCUUUUAGAUAAAAGAGGGUAUGCUCAUCUAAGUGAUUUUAAUAUCGCUGUACAACUUACACCCACUCAACCUUUUUCGUGGUCUAUCGCAGGUACAACGGCUUAUAUGGCUCCCGAAAUAUUAGCCCGAAAAGGUUACUCGACCUGUGUAGAUUGGUGGAGUUUAGGCAUUGUCACUUAUGAACUUUUAUUUGGCACGCGUCCAUUCACGGCACAAUCAAAAGAAGCUUUAUCUCAUGCUAUAAUACAUGAUCCUCUUGUAUUUCCUGAUAAUGUAUAUGAAACUGUAUCAAGAGAAUGUAUUGAUGUCAUUACUGGUUUGCUGGACAAAUCACCUUUUCAACGUUUAGGUUGUAAUACAAAUGGAUUUGAGAAAUUUAAAAGACAUCCCUGGUUUCAUGGUCUAGAUUGGGAUUUAUUAGAACGUAAACAACUACAUCCAAACAUAGACAAUAAACAUCUAUUGUCACGUCAACAACAAACUUCAAGAAUCCAAGAAGAUAAUUUAAUAUCCCAUAAACGCACGAUAAAAAGAACAAGUAGUUUAUUAGAUACAGGAAGUCCUGUUACAAAAGAAGCAAAAUAUCGAAUACAAUUGGAAGAUGAAUUUUUAAAUUUUGAUUAUUCUCAACAUCAAAUGAUUGAAUCCAGUUUUCUAGAAAAGAAAAGAAACUCACUAAGAAAGCAAUAUGAUCGACUAAAGCGUCUAUCUCAAGAAAUACCCAUUCUAUAUCCACCUUAUUCUGAUUAAAAAAGACAUAUAUUUAUUUUGUACAUAUAACUCAUUAAAAAAAAAACUUACUCUGUUGUAUCCUAUUUUAAGGAAGAAACAAGUGAUCAUUACACUGUA
Molecule: messenger RNA, 1397 nt
Organism: Cokeromyces recurvatus
Lineage: Eukaryota; Fungi; Mucoromycota; Mucoromycetes; Mucorales; Mucoraceae
Product: kinase-like domain-containing protein
Exons: 5
Coding region: 96-1298 (400 amino acids)
Biological process (GO): intracellular signal transduction; peptidyl-serine phosphorylation
Molecular function (GO): ATP binding; protein serine/threonine kinase activity
Source: RefSeq, a predicted model, not a curated record